AUGAUGAUGAUGAUGAUGGUGAUGAUGAUGGUGAAAGGCUUCGGGUCAACUUUGACUGCGAAGUCAACCACAUAUACUAUGAUGUUCGUUCCCCAGAUGAUAUUGGAACCAGUCGUCCAAAAUUCACCUAUCAAUGCCUCGAACAACAUAAAAAAACAAUCUAUCUUGAACAAAGAUGAGAUUGUAAAGCGGGGUCGCGAAACUCGCCCCAAAAAGUUUCCCAACAGGCUUGCAUGCUAUUUGGACUGCACGUUUGUAUUCUUAAAAGACCAUCGCAUGUAUCGGUGCCAGCAGUGUUUGGUGGCUAGCGUUAUGAGGGAGUCACUGGCGGCAGCGGAGGUCAAGAUGGUGCCGGCGAGUGAGUCAUCCAUCAAGAAGGUCCUAAAGAAGGUUAUAGUUGGUCAAGGGGGAGAGUCAAUAAGGAGAAAUUAUCUGAGUGUAAGUGAUGAUGUGAAGGAGGAGGAAGAGGGUGGAAAGAGAAAGAGGAGGAGGAUUAGUGUGAGUGAAAGUGAGAGUUGCAGUGUUUGUAUGGAUGAGUUUGAGGAAGGAACAACUGUCACUUGCAUGCCAUGCUCUCAUGUGUUUCAUGGCGAGUGCAUAGUAAACUGGCUCAGACAAAGUCACUACUGUCCUGUUGCCGCUUUGAGGUGCCGACUGAUUGAUGAAAACCUUUGCUUAAUUGGUUCGAUGUAA
This is a messenger RNA of Prunus armeniaca (apricot), 693 nucleotides long. The record is from the annotation of a GenBank genome assembly. Lineage: Eukaryota; Viridiplantae; Streptophyta; Magnoliopsida; Rosales; Rosaceae.